Molecule: messenger RNA, 675 nt
Organism: Thyridium curvatum
Lineage: Eukaryota; Fungi; Ascomycota; Sordariomycetes; Thyridiales; Thyridiaceae
Exons: 2
Coding region: 1-675 (224 amino acids)
Molecular function (GO): calcium ion binding
Source: RefSeq, a predicted model, not a curated record
AUGAAGACUUCUACCUUCUGCGCCCUCGUUCUGGCCAUCGUGCCCCUUGCCGCUGCUUGCUGCAAGCAGGACAAGCUCACUUCAUGUUGCGGCAAGGGCAAAUGCAACAUCUUUUGCUGCAAUUGCAAAGGCGGCUGCAAGUCUAAGGAGGAUUGCAAGGGCAUGGACCUUCCUAUUUGUUGGGGCGUCGGCUCCCCGACCAGGCCUGUGGUCAUUUGCACGAAGGAUAGCAAGACCGGCGUGCUGAGAGACGCGUCCGACGAGACCACCUUGACAGCAGACUUCUUUGAGAACAUGGACGCCGACACCGAGGCAGCCGGGCUUGCCAGCCUCACUGCCGCCGGCUUUUCGGGCCCCGAGGGCGACGAGAGGAUCUUCUCCGAGGUUGACAAGGAUGGCAAGGGCCACUUCACUUAUGAAGAGUUUCUGACCUUUGUCGGCGCCAAGGACGACGAGGAGUACCAGGCGUACUUUGCAAAGUCAGUGACGAGCAUCUCCCUUCUCUUCCCUUUCCUUCUACAUGCCGAUACUAACCUCUUUCUCUAUCUUCGCAGGUUUGACCGAAACUCCGAUGGAGUCAUCACGGUCGACGAGAUGCGCGAACCCGUCGACGAUGCGGACAGUCCCGUACAGCAGGGCCCUCGGCAGAGCGGUCGCCCUCACCAAGAGCUGUAG